Messenger RNA from Stylonychia lemnae, 2190 nucleotides. NCBI's taxonomy places the organism in Eukaryota, Ciliophora, Spirotrichea, Sporadotrichida, Oxytrichidae. The record is from the annotation of a GenBank genome assembly.
AUGAACAAAUAAAGUUAAAUUAAAGCAACCAUAGACAUCUUCAACGAUAACUCGCUGCCAAAUUUGAAGUAAUCUCAACUUUCAAAGACGUAGUCCUAAGGUAACUUCAAUGUUAGCAAACUAUCUACUCAACUGAAUACUAAAGACAUCUUUACCCGAGGCAAUAGAAACCAUAUCAAGGGAGGGAACAAUUUCUCUAUGAAGAAUACAAUGUCUAAGGUUACUAAUGAUACAACUAUGCCAGAAUAUUCGAAUGAGUUCUCAAGUGCAGUGGAUAAUCUUCCUUCUAUCGAUAAUGGUCGAAUACAAAUUGAAUAAUCUGGUGAAAGCAUUAUACAGAACCCUACUCGUGAAACAGCAGUCCCUGAUGUCAAUGUUGAUAUUCAAAAUACUAGUUAGUUUAUGAAUGUAGAUAAAAGAUCAAUUAUUUAAAGAGGCUCUAUAAUGUCUUAAAUAAAUAAAUAAUCUUCAACCAAUUUGAUUGUCGAAAACGAUCGAGCAAAUCCAAAGAAAAAGGUUAGAAUGAGUGUUGUUAUUGACCAACAAAUGUAAUUUAACAACCAACUAUCGAAAAUUUAGAGUCAAAAGUCAUUAAUGUAGCAAGAUGGAAGUGUGAGGAUUUUGGGUGAUCAUAAAUCUAAGACUAUUAGGAAUUUAGAAAUUGAUAAGCAAUCAAAAUAGUCGUCAUAAAUUGUAUCUCCCCUUUCUAGGAAAUACAAUGUGAGACACCAAUCGAUGCAAGGAGAAUUAAAAUCUUAGGAGGAAUCAGACAACAGCAGUAUAGCUGAGGAGGGUGAGCAAGACGGGAAAAAUAAAAAAACUUUUAAGCAUAUGACGACAAUUAAGGCUAAGAAAAGUAUUUCUGCACUAGAUCAAAUGGCAGCAAUCUUUAGUAAACCCUUGGAUGAGAGAGAAAAAGCUGACAAAGAUAAGAUUGUGCAGUUUCUAAGAAAUUGCGUACCUUUUCUAGCAAAUAUUCAAUUACCAUUGCUCUAUUUAUUGUCUGAUAAACUUGAGCCACUUACCUUAAAGCAAGGUGAUAUAAUUAUGAGAAAGGGUGAUGAAGCUGACUGUAUGUAUAUUAUUUACGCUGGAGAAGUUGGAAUAUUUUUUGAUGUGGACUGUGCAACUCCAAUGUUUUCAUCAUGUAAGCCAAACCAGGUCUUUGGUGAAAAAGCUCUGGAGAAUAACAACAGAAGAGGUGCAAGUAUUAAAGUUUUAAUAGAUUGUAAACUCUUAAGACUCAAGAAGCUGUUUUAUCAAUCAAUAGUUUAAGAUGUUAUUGCAAUGUAGAAGAUUUAAGCACUUGAAUUCCUAAAAACUAUUGAUAUUCUGAAGGGAUGGUCCCUAAUUAAACUCUAAAACCUAAAUAAAGAGCUAACUGAAAAGAACUACGCCCCAGGUAACAUUGUUUAUCAGUAAGGUGAUGAGUCCUCUGUCUUUUACAUAAUAAAGAAAGGCUCAGUUGUUGUAGAAACCGUAAUAGAUAUUGAUGAGUACAACAGAUAUCCCAUUGAUAUUAAAACUUGGGAAAUAGUCAAGAAAACUAAGAGAUUUAGGUAUAAGAUUUAAGAGUUGGGAAAGGCAUCAAUAUUUGGACACAACGAACUGAUACUCAAAGUCCCCAGACAAACAACAAUUAAAGCUUUAGAAGAAACAACAAUCCUUUAUUUAAAUAAAGAAGUCUUCGAGAAUCAGAAUGUCAUUGAGGAACAAGAUAUGAAGCUUAUCAAAGGCUAAGUAUCACCGAUAGAUGUUGAAAAGAUUGCACUGGCUGUACUUUCAAUCAAGAACAAUGCUAAACAAAGAACUGAUGCAAUACUAAACGCUACUUAGCUUAACCUACCAAUAGAUACUACAAGGGAUUUUGGAAUGCUUAACAGACACAAAAGCUAAAUCUUCAGACUGAAAGCAUGGCAUGAAAAGAUCAGAACAGUAAUGGAAAGAAAUAAUUCCUUAUCCAAGACUUCCUAAGCACCCAGAAAGAACUAAGAUGAUUUGCUUGAUGACUCUGAUGAUGAAAAUUAAAACUAUCUUAAUGAGGAACUUAAAAAGGUCAAAAUCCUGAGAAUCACUUAAAAGAAAAUGAGAGUUAGUGGAAACGAAUAUAUCAAACAACAAGAUGUUUUAAAUACGGAACUUAAGCAUAGAGUAAGAUUGGCUACUAAUAUUCUUGCCUCGGAAUAUUGA